CUCCCUCCCACUCCGCCCCCACUCCACCCACUGCCUCGUAUUCUAUUCUGCUCCUCCCGCGACGGCGACUCCCCCGGCGGGGCCCUAGGGUUAGGGUGCAGGCGAGUCGCCCCCUCCGCCGGCGAUCGUGGGCGAGAUCCAUGUCGUCCGACCCGUUGCCCCAGCUCCCGUCACCGGUGGCGCCGCCCGGCGCGGCGGGGGUGGAUCCCCAACCCCGGUCCGUGCCGAACGCCGAGCCGCCCGAGGUGAUGCACCGGACGAGGGCCGUCGAUUUCCUCGGCCGCCGCACGCCUAUCGUCUACCAGAACGACAACGGCCCCUGCCCGCUCCUCGCCAUCUGUAACGUGCUGCUGCUGAAGAAUGUGAUCAGCCUGAACCCGGACGCCAGCGAGGUGUCGCAGCAGAAGCUGCUCUCGCUAGUCGCCGAGCGCCUCAUCGAUUCCAACAGCACCGUGCAGGGCAAGGACGAGGAGUACGCUCGUAACCGAGAGCAGAACGUCGCUGAUGCGAUCGACCUUCUGCCGCUCCUCACGACGGGCAUCGACGUGAAUGUGAUGUUCAGGAAGAUAGAUGACUUUGAGUUCACCCGAGAACGUGCCAUAUUUGAUCUUCUGGAUAUCCCACUGUACCAUGGAUGGAUAGUGGAUCCUCAGGAUACUGAAACUGCUACUGCUAUUGGAUCAAAGUCCUACAACGCUCUUGCUUCUGGGCUUGCUGAAUUUAAGUCGGGUAAACCGACAGAAGAGAGUGGACAUGUGGAGGAAGAAACUGUUGAUUUUGCUGCUGCAACAACUGCAGCAUUAGGGGUUCCUUCACCCAUUGUUUCUCAGGGGAGAUCAUUUGAUGAACAUACACUCUACCCAGUUGAACAGCAAACAAGGCGAGGCGACCUUGAGGAAGAAGAUGAACUAAUGAGGGUCCUCAAUCUGUCCAAAGCUGAAACUGUAGAUGCUAUUGAUGGAUCUGUUUCCUUUGACGCUUUGAAUAGUCAUUCAUCCUCCAACAUGGAGGAAACACCACAUAGUGAGAGCUUCCGAUCAGAGGCACCUGAGAUGGUGGAAGCAACAAAUAAAGAGGACAUCGGUAACCAUGCUAUGAGCGAUGAUGGUUCUAUGUUACAGGACACAAAUGGUGUUGCUAAUGGCAGUGAAGCUGCGCUCGAAGAAUCUCAAAAGGUUUUGAUGUCUAAAGAACCACAGGACAAUAGAAAAAAGAAUAUGUUACCAGAGGAUGUUAAUAUACCUGUUCAAUCUUCAGAACCUACUCCUGCUUGUUCGCCUCAUGAAUCUUUUGCUCCCAGUGACCAACCUGCUGCUCCUACUCUCGGUGAAGCUAAUAAAGAAACAUGCAAUGAACUUGUUGAUGUGCAAAUUUAUGGCCAGUCUACCGAUACUGAGGUCACUUGUGACUCAUCAGUUGCAGUUUCUGAAGCUGCUCCAAGUCAUGCUACAACCGAGCUGGACGGGAAAAGUGAUCCUGUAGAUAGUUCUGAGCCUCUCUCUUCAAGCAUCCAGGAAAGUGAACCAAUAUACCAAGGAGAAGAGCACAUACUUGGCACCAUAAAUAUGGCAUAUGAAAAUCAAGAGCCAGUUUAUGAGGGUGAGGUGGUUCUUGCUGAGCAGGCUGAGACUGGGAAAAGUAGUCAUUGCUUGGAAGGCAGGGUUGCAGAACAUCAAUGGGAGCUGAUUGAUAAUUUUCUGCAGAACACUGCUAACCAGCUAACUGUCUAUGGUCUCUUCUGUUUACAAGAGGGACUUAACGAGAGAGAGCUUUGUGUCUUCUUCCGUAAUAACCACUUCAACACUAUGUUCAAGUAUAAUGGAAGUCUAUAUCUCCUAGCAACUGAUCAGGGUUUUAUAAGCCAAACUGAUUUGGUAUGGCAAAAGUUGGAUGAGGUGAAUGGUGAUGGGGUAUUUCUGACUAGCAACUUUACGCCAUUCAAGGCUGAAACUCCGAGAAAUGAUUCAUGGAAUGAACAUCAGGCUAUGACAAGUACUGCUGACUAUCUUGCUCAAUUAGAUAACUCCACUUUACCACAUUCAUCCAAAAACUCUGACCUAGAGCUAGCUAUAGCACUUCAACAGCAGGAGUUUGAGCGGCAACCUCAGAGAUAUCAGUCUCCACCACCACAGCAGCAGCAGCAGCAACAGCAACCUCAGACGCAGCAACCACCGCAUCAAUCCGGCCGAGCAGGAGUUGAUGUUGGUCCAAGGAGGUCCAACGCCCCACCUCCUCCAAGAAGUGAAUCGAAGAAAGAUAAGUGCAUUGUGAUGUAAAAAAUACCUGCAACGCAAGGAGAAAAAAGAAAAAGGGAUAAGACACAUAUACUGUAAAGAAUUGGUUUCUUUUGCCGAGGCAGUGUCUGUUUUUAGCCACCUUGAGCCGUUCCCUAUUUGAGCUCUUUCGUUUUCUUUGUUUUUCUCUGGUGCGUGUAAAUAACCUCAAUGAAUAAAGCGUAGAACAGAUGCUGUCAAAAUGAUAGCCCGGUGCAAUGUGAUUCGAUUCAUCGCC
Phragmites australis (common reed) is the source of this 2511-nucleotide messenger RNA. RefSeq lists its product as uncharacterized. The record is from RefSeq and is a predicted model, not a curated record. Gene Ontology annotation, biological process: protein K48-linked deubiquitination. Gene Ontology annotation, molecular function: K48-linked deubiquitinase activity; cysteine-type deubiquitinase activity; cysteine-type carboxypeptidase activity. The transcript has 12 exons. Gene Ontology annotation, cellular component: cell periphery; cytosol. NCBI's taxonomy places the organism in Eukaryota, Viridiplantae, Streptophyta, Magnoliopsida, Poales, Poaceae. The coding region runs from base 141 to 2276 and encodes 711 amino acids.